Linepithema humile (Argentine ant) is the source of this 1340-nucleotide messenger RNA. Lineage: Eukaryota; Metazoa; Arthropoda; Insecta; Hymenoptera; Formicidae. The record is from RefSeq and is a predicted model, not a curated record.
UAUACUACACACACACACACACACACACACACACACACACACACACACACACACACACACACACACACAUAUUUGAUUUCAGAUAUUUGAUAAACUACGACAAGAGCGACCAUUGAGUUUCAAAAAAUUAGUUCCUAUUUUGGGUGAUACGAAAAAAGAGAUGUUAGGUCUGUCGGUUAUCGACAGACAAAUGUUAACUGAAAGAGUGACUAUAAUAAUACACGCAGCGGCAAGCGUGAGAUUUAAUGAAACUUUAACCGAUUCUAUCUUAAUUAAUCUUAGAUCAACCAGAGAUAUCUGCAUCUUAGCUCAAAGCAUGAAAAAUUUAAUAGCACUAGUGUAUAUUGGCACAGCAUUCACGCAUAUCGAAAACGCUGUUAUUGAAGAAAAAAUAUAUCCACCUGUGACUGACUGGCGAAAAAUGAUCACAGUAGCUGAGCAUUUAGAUGAGCAUAUUUUGAAUAUUUUUACACUUAAAUACAUAGACAAUUUUGUUAACACAUAUAUUUUCACAAAGAAAUUGGCAGAGAAUAUAAUAGAGGAAUAUUCUUCAUCUUUGCCUUGUGCGAUUAUACGACCUUCCAUAAUUUUAAAUUCUGUAAGUGAUCCAUUCCCGGGAUGGGUGGAUAAUGUUUAUGGUCCAAUAGGAAUAUGUAUCGGUGGCGGAAAAGGACUAAUACGAGUGGUUUAUCACAGUAAACAUAUUAGUUUGGACUUAAUACCAGUAGACUUUCUCAUCAAAACUAUAAUAGUUGUACCUUGGAAGCUUGGAUUGACCAGCUUUGCGCCAGGUUCUCCACCUUCCGUCGUAAACUGUAUAAGUCAGAGAACCGUAGCAUUUUACGCAAUUGCUAAUUUAGCAAUUAUUUUAGCAGAAGAGAUACCAAUGGAAAAUGUUCUCUGGACUCUAAAUUCAAUAUUUACUGAGAAUUAUAUUAUAUUUUAUGUAUUAACGAUGAUAUUGCAUGUUUUGCCAGCCAUGUUAAUAGAUUUGAUUUUAAAAUUCUUCGGACGUAAACCUAUGUAAGUUCUAAACUAGAUACGUCAAUGUAUCUGAGGACAUUCAGAUAAUUACUAAAUGCAAGAAAAAUCAGAAAUCCUGCAUAUAUAAAAUAAAAUAUUAUAUUUACGUCAAAGAAAUCUUUUAUUGUCGAUCAUGUUUUCUAACAUGUGCAAUUUCAGAGUGUUAUAUUCUGUUAAUAUAUUAUAACAUUUUUACUAAAGAUUAUCUGAAUACAGAUCAAAUCGUCUUAAAUCGAUUAACCGUGUUAAAUCGGUUACAUACAUAUACAUACAUACAUAGUUGCUUUCAAGAAAAAAUAUAGUAAUUUGCAACAUGC